AUGAUAUUAGGAAACGAUUGGUUAGCACAACAAAAAAUAGAUGUGCGAUAUUCAUCCCGUACCUUUUACUUUCCCACAUGGAAUCUUAAUGUUCCAUUUUCAAAUACGACCACGGUCCCGAUUGAUUAUGUCCAUCCAGAAGUAACCGUUCAGGAGUGCUCGGAAGAUUCCGAUGACACCACUGAUAUUGAAAACAAUAGUUCUCUAUCUACAAUAACACCCACUAUGUCGAACGAUAAUUGUGAAUAUGAACCUUUUCAGAACAUAAUGGACCACAUCACGUCAAUUACCACAAUCGAUGACUCACAGCGCCAACAAACUAUCAAAUUGUUUAAGAAAUACCAACAUGUUUUCUGCACUCGUCCUGGUUUGAAUUCAUUAUAUACCUGUAAAUUCAACGUGUCUGUCGACACGUCAUUUAAAGUCAACCCCUAUCCAAUUCCAUUUUCUCGUCGUCCCGCUGUAGAUGCCGAAAUGUCUCGUAUGAUUCAAUGGGGUAUCGUUGAAAGAUGCUCGUCCCCGUACAGUCCCCUAGAUGCCUAG
Molecule: messenger RNA, 543 nt
Organism: Cinara cedri
Lineage: Eukaryota; Metazoa; Arthropoda; Insecta; Hemiptera; Aphididae
Source: the annotation of a GenBank genome assembly